Messenger RNA from Nothobranchius furzeri (turquoise killifish), 3625 nucleotides. Lineage: Eukaryota; Metazoa; Chordata; Actinopteri; Cyprinodontiformes; Nothobranchiidae. The record is from RefSeq and is a predicted model, not a curated record.
UGUGUGUGUGUGUGUGUGUGUGUGUGUGUGUGUGUGUGUGUGGUUGCCCACAGCGUGGUGGUGAGCUGCAGUCCGUUCCUGCCGUAGUUGAGUGAACUACAUGGAUAUUAGCGGUGCCGAGCCACAUCCACCGACCCACCGAACCGGGAGGACUUCAAAGCCAUCGCGUGUCCAAAGAGCCGCUCGGUUACCGGCAGUGUGACUCGGUGAGACGCCUCGGUGUGUAAUUACAAGUCCGUUGCACCAGUUUACAGCUGCUUAACAUCGGAUUAAAACCUGCCGGUGCGUCGUGAUUUAGUGCGUCAGCCAGCCGGAGCGGAAAGGAAAGGAGAGCUCGGCGGGAAUGGCUUCGUCUCCGUGCGGGAACACGAACUUUGAUUCCGGGCUGGAAAUCAAAACUCGCUCGGUGGAGCAGACGCUUAUUCCUCUAGUUUCGCAGUUAUACCUUCUUCCCCUGCCCACCAUCCAGCCACAGAAUUAUAUCACAACGCUGAUCAACCAUAAAGACAAGCCGAAGAAGUCUGAGCGCACCUUGGCGGCGAUUCACCGGGUGGGUCAGGCGGUGAACGUGGCGGUGGGACGUUUUGUUGCCGUCGGGGAGGCCAUCGCUUCAGAGAACCAGGAACUGAAGGAUGAGAUGGGUCAAGCAUGCUUCGAGGCACGCAGAGCAGGUGAUGCCAUAGCCCAGCUGACUGAUGUGGGAUCAGCCAUGCAGUCCCAGUCAGACAGUCAAGUUUCGGUGUUCAGUGAUAGAACGGGGAUGGUAAAGGCUGCCCGCCUUCUCCUCUCCUCAGUCACUAAAGUCCUUGUCCUUGCCGAUCGCAUUGUCAUCAAACAGAUAAUCACAUCACGCAACAAGGUUCUCGUAACGCUCGACAAACUGGAAAGAGUCAGCACGUUCCAGGAGUUUGUACAGAUUUUCAGCCAGUUUGGCAACGAGAUGGUGGAAUUCGCUCACCUCACAGGAGACAGACAGAACGACCUGAAAGAUGAAAAGAAAAAAGCCAGAAUGGCAGCAGCCAGAGCAGUGCUGGAGAAAUGCACCAUGAUGCUCCUCACAGCCUCCAAGACUUGCCUGAGGCACCCAGAUUGCGAGUCGGCGAGGAUCAACAAAGACGCCGUGUUCCACCGAAUGCGCUGUGCCCUGGAGCAGGUCAUCGAGAUAGUUACCGAGGCGCGGGGCUGUGGGGAGAGCAAGGUCCUUCCUACCAGCAUCUACAACAGCAUCAAAGACUUCAAGUCAUGUGUGGAGUGCCUGCGGGAGAACCUGUACUCUCUGACGCCACAGGACAUGGCCAGUCAGCUGGAGUCCCUGGUGGAGAGGACAGAGGACUUCACUGAUUCUGCCUACACCAGUCACGAGCAGCGUCAGGCCAUCCUCGGUCUGUGCCAGCUGCUGCGCCAGGACACCCAGCAGCUGGUACACGCCUGGGCUGAGGCGGUACGUUGGCACGGGCUGGAGCAGUCUGGCCAUGCCAAAGAGGCCACAGAGGAAAUGGAGGUGGCUGUCCUGAAGACGUGCCAGAGCAUCAGUGACCUGCGACGCAAGCUCCAUAAGGUGGCAGUGGGCCGCGCAUCAGACUUGCUGAAAGUUCACGGGGAGCAUCUGCCUCUGAGAGCUCUCAAAGCGGCGGGGGCUGAAGGGAACCUGGAGGCAGUGGCGGAGUCUUCGCGCACGCUCACGGAGCAGAAGGACCAGCUGGUGGAGACAUGUCGACUGUUGUGCCACAUAUCGGGGACGGAGCCAUUAGAGAUCACCUGCAUUCACGCCGAGGAGACCUUCCUCGUCAUCGGUCCACAGAUCAUCUCUGCUGCCCAGACGCUGGCCCUCCACCCAUCCAGUAAGAUAGCCAAGGAGAACCUGGAGGUGUUCUGCGAGGCCUGGGAGUCACAGCUCUGUGACAUGGCUCUGCUGCUCAAAGAGAUUAACGACGUCUUCGAGGGAAGACGAGAUGACAAAAGACCCUACCUGUCACUUCCAAGACCCGGGAAACACUCCGUGAACCUGAAGACUGCCAAAGCUGUCAAGUUGGAUGCAGAGGAGCAGACCAGCAUGGCCAAACUGGGCCUGGAGCUGCGGCUGCUGUCGUCAGACGUGGACUCAGAGGUGGAGAAAUGGGAGGAGCAAGAGCACGGCAUCGUCCGGCACAGCCAGAGCCUCGCCAGCAUGGCCUACAGCAUGUACCUGUUCACCAGAGGGGAGGGGCUUCUGAAGACAACGCUGGAUCUUUUCCAUCAGGCGGAGGUUCUGUCAGAAGAGGGACUCCAGCUCUGCUCCUCAUUUCGCACAUUUUCCUCUCAGCUGGUUGAUGAGGAGAAGUCUGCUCUGAUGACACAAAUGGAGAAGCUGGUGACUUUGUGCCAACAGCUGCAGAUGGGGGCCAGGACUCCAGUCCAGGGCAAGACCGCCACCUUCCAGAAGGUGGACUCGUCUAUCCAGAUGAGCAGAAACCUCAUGACUGUGGUCCUCUCCCUCCUCCCCGUCUGUAACAAACUCAACAAAAAGUAUAAAUCCGAGCCAACCAGCCUCGGUUCCCCUCAGGACUGGAGAGAAAGGCAGGAUGCCUCCCCCAGCGUCAAAGACGACGAGGCUUCUGUCAGCAGCAAAAACACCAACGGCUUCGGUGUCAAAUCCAUGGAGCAGCACAUGGCUGCUCUCAACCUACUGGAAAGCAAAUAAUCCAGGAAAUGACCGGUUUUAUUUUUUCCUCCUGCCUAUUCUUGUCAGAGCAUCACAUCGUCAGUCUCAACUCUGCGGAGAACAUCCAUGAUGUCAUGACACCAGAGAGCAGAGGGCGAAGAUGGUUGCCUUUGCAAGAGUUGAAAAUGUUGAACGGCAGAGUCUGUAGAACCACCCUUGUCCACUAGAGGGAGAAAAUCAGCCAAAACUACAAGUCUCCAAAGAAAUCUGGAUCUGGAGUCACUUUUAUCCUGCAAAUAGAUUUAUAGAAAUGUAGAGCUACAAGUAGAACUGUUUCCUGCUCAAUCAGCCAUAGAUCUGUCCUCACUAUGUGCCUACGUGGAACCAUCUGCUCUGUGUUGUUCUGUAAACGUGUUGCACAAAAGGAGAAAAUACACAAUCAUUAAUAAACUCUGCAAGGAUCACAGCUUUGUAUUGUUAGAUGUAGUGAUGACAUUUAUAAGUCAUUUUACAACAUUUAAUGCUAAACAUUCCCCAUUUGUGUUCGUCACGACGAAGCAGAUAUUCAGAUUCUGUUACGUUCAUCACUGCAGAUGUUUAAGUCGAGUCUUUGCGGGAGGUUUUGGGGAAAUCUGCAUUUUAAAAAGGUCCUCUUAUCACAAAACAGAUAUAACUGUAAACAAGCCGAAGCUUCAAGUGUUCUAGUUAUGAUUGUUGCAAAGCUGCAGAACGGGCCAUGUAUUAAGCUAGAUGUACAGUAUAUACAAAUAUAUAUUAUGAUACUUGAAGCGUACAAUAAAUGACUGGUACUAGGUGAGUGAGAUUACUGGCGUGUAACAGACUAAGCUUUAGAGACGUUGUGUUUAAGACGUUUGACUGAAACUGAAAGUUCUGGCAGGAAAUCAGACGAGGAAAAAAACAUUUACUUUUGAACCACCUCAUUUUGAGAACUGACACUUAAAAUAAAAUAUUUUUCUUAAAUCA